Fonsecaea multimorphosa CBS 102226 is the source of this 705-nucleotide messenger RNA. RefSeq lists its product as uncharacterized. NCBI's taxonomy places the organism in Eukaryota, Fungi, Ascomycota, Eurotiomycetes, Chaetothyriales, Herpotrichiellaceae. The record is from RefSeq and is a predicted model, not a curated record. The coding region runs from base 1 to 705 and encodes 234 amino acids. The transcript has 2 exons.
AUGUCGAACCUUCCCUCGGACCCUGCGAACCCCUCCGACGCUCAUCCUACCUCUUCAUCUCCUCCAGAGACCAUGUCCUCAGCUACGCCCGAGCCUUCACUGCCCUCGCUUGGCCCCCAAAGAACCGACACAAACACCGCCAUGGUUCAAUCGAUGAAUCCUCCUCCGCCUUCUACUACAGCCGCCGAACCCCAGCAGAAGAUAUCAAGACAAUUUUCCACCGCGAUUGGCCCUUCCACAGACGAGGCAUCGCCUGCUCCCCCCGCAAAAGAUGAAGCAUCAGCAACUACUGCUGUAGGGCCGGCGUUAACGGUGACCCUGCUCCUGACUUCUGGAGCACGACAUCCCUUCAAGCUGGACAAUAAGUAUUUCGCCAAGCGCAAUGUCGAGGUGCCGGAAAAUGAUCCGUUCAACCUAAGUGUCUACAAGCUGAAGGAACUGAUUCUGCGCGAAUGGCGGGAAGAAUGGGAGACAAAACCGUCCAGUCCUACUUCUAUUCGGCUGAUAAGUAUGGGCAAGCUGUUGGAUGACAAGGCAUCCCUAAAAGAUUACAAGUUUUCAAUCGAUGCACCGAAUGUGCUGCACAUGACAAUCAAGCCGCAAGACUACGUUGAGGAAGAAGACGCCAAAGGUGGCAAAUCCACCUAUUCAGCACACCGCGAGGGUGAGGGUCGAAGCCCUGGCUGUCGAUGCAUCAUUAUGUAA